AUGCUGGAGGAGGGUACCGUUUCAUCGGGAUGGUACGCGUGCGAGUACAAACCACCAGACUUCCCUGUUACCGAUAAUGCCGAGGGAAAGGAAGCACGCUCCGGUGAAGUCCACAAAAGGUAUGUCUUUGGCCAUCACUCCCUCCGUCCCCUUAAUCAGAACAGUCUUGGGGCGGUGUGUGAGUUUGUGCUCAGGCACCAAUUGUAUGCUCCAGGGGGGGGGGUUGGCUUACUGGACUGUGGAGCACGUGAGGCCCCGAAUUCCGAUUGGUGGAGCCGCGAUUCCGGCCUCAUUGGCUUGUCUUUGUUCUUCAAACGUUUCACCUUCCCUUGUUGCUUCUCGCACCAGAUCCUCUGUGGAUCCAGGGUGCACCGAGUUUUCGGUGGUUCGCUUCGACAGACCUCGCUCAUGGGUUUCGUCCGUCAGUCAUCUACAACAGAAUCCGGCGCCUCUGGAAAUCGUACACCCCCACAAUCAGACCCUUCUACGCCCACCAAUAACGACACUUCGAUCAUUUUGGGUACCCCUGAGGCUUCGGCUUGUUUUUCAACAAGCAUUUCUCGACCAUCAGAGCCUCUUUCAUUCGUCUCUUCAACCGGUGCCAUUGUCACGCCUCCUUUGGUGGCACCCAAAGACUUGCGAUCCCCUCCACGUCGGCACCAAAAACCGCGUCGGUCCAGCUUCGUCACCCAACGGCACGCUUUUGUGGCCGCCAAACGCGAAGCCGAGGGUAAUACUGGGUCGAUUUCGCGUCAGGGCAACUACGACGGCCUUAACUACGCCCCGAUGUACCAAAAUCCUGUCAGCCAAUCCGGUGUCUCCAACACCUUUGCAAGUCAGAGGGCCAGAAGGAUGGCUCAACUUGCCGCCCAGGGUGCAAGUAGACGGGUUGAAAGCACCGACAGGCCAUCUAAGCGCUUAGCCGAAGAGGUCUCGCAACCAGAUCGGAGCUUCGUGUUUGAUGAGAAUGCGGACUUUUCGGUCCAGCCGUUAAAGUCUCGGAAAACCUCUCUCUCGCCGGCUGCAUUGACUAAUCAGGAGAACGAUGUUCUAGGCGAGGUUUUGAAUGCGAUCGUCGACAGCCCAGUGGCUAAAUCGCAGUCAAGAAAACUUGCGACCAUUAAAGCAAAAAGAGGCGAUCGCAACUCGGGAUCGAAAAACCCACUCCAGCCUAGGGUGCUACUCGAGGCGAAUGGAAGCGUUCCCGAUCCCCCCAGCGGUAAUGGCGAACCCCAUUCAUUGGUGCUGUCAACAAGUCACCUUGAUACGGAAACACAGAUCACUGUCGAAUUGUCGGGAACCUGGACCGACACGCCAGUUCAGGCGGGCGAUAUCAUCAACCUCGUUCCGGGCUCCGGCGACGCUUGCCUGCCAAACCCACGGGGCGGCAGGUGGAGAGUGUCCGACGACCCAGUGACCCGCGCCGAGUGUGUCCCCCCACUGCUCAUUCUCCACCCGGAUGUGCUUAUUUCCGGGACCACAGUGGCUGCCAGCAGCACCUGCAUUCGGCGCUACGUGAUGCAGCAUUUGUGGGCGGAGAACGACCUCGUUCCGCUCUCCGAUCUCACCUCCGAUCCUGCUCAAGCCAGGGUGUCUGGAAGUCAAUUGAUGCUGGCUGGCAGCAUUAUUCACGAAGUCUUCCAAACGGCUGUCAGACAGCGCGUUUCAGGGUGCCGCAAACCGCUCGACGCCGUCCUCUCUCAAAGUCUCUUCACACCGUCCAAAAUCCUUCAACUAUACGCAAUGGACGCAACAGCGGUGGACUUCUGUGAAUCCUUGGAGCAAUUUUUGCCUCUGGUCGAUCGCUGGGUGGCUGAAAACUGCAUUUUCGGAAAGUCACCCACCGGAAAGCCAACGUUGAAGGAGGUGCUGGACGUAGAGGAGAACAUUUGGUGUACAAAAAUCGGUGUAAAGGGGAAAAUUGACAUGACAGUUGUUAGUCGCGCGGCUCCUGAGGACAAGCCCUGUCUCAUUCCACUGGAACUCAAAACAGGCAAGCCGUCUUUCUCCGUUGAACACGUCGGACAGGUUCUCCUCUACCUCCUGAUGCUAUCUGAUCGUCACGCGGACCGAUGCCGCGACAAGUUUGAUGUCAGCAAGUUCGGCUGGCUUGUGUACCUGCACGAAGGCGCAAAGUCGGAGCGCGGCCUCGUGAAGCCGCAGGCGGCGAGUUUUCGAGGGCUCAUUCAGUCGCGCAACCAGCUUGCCGCCUCCCUGCGGACGCUUCUUUCCCUCGACAGGUUGGCCGACGAGUCGGGCGACUGGAGCCCGCCACUCCCACGGCCUGUUGACAGUGAACGCGUUUGCUCGCGUUGCCCGUACACUCUAACCUGUGGAGUGUUUCGUGAUGACAGAUUACGACCUCCGCCGAAUGCCGAAGUGCGAGAGCUUUUUGACAAGCGUGUCGGACACAUCUCGGCCGAUCACAGACGCUUCUUGCGUCGUUGGACGCGCCUCCAGCUGCUUGAACACGCCUCCAGCGAUCGUGUGGACAACGUGCUAGCGCAAAUAGCCUCUGAAUCUGCCGCCAGCGCUGCAGAAACCUCGACUAGUGGCAUUCGAGACUUGGUUAUUCAUGGCAGCAGCAAACCGGACAGCCAAAACGGCUUCUUAACUGCCCUCAAAAGUCGAGAUGGUGGUUCAAUUAAAGUUCGUGGCAUGUCGAACGGGGACUUUCUGAUCGUCAGCAGCGACGACGGACGUCACAUUGGACUGUGUUUGGCUUUUCUGACCGGUCUAGACGACGAGGCCUCGCUGGAAUCCGGCACGGCGUUCGAUGUUCUCACCAUCCGGACGGACAGACCCCUUCCAUCCUGGGUGGAGAGUUUCCGUUUGGAUCGGUGUAUAUCUGACAAGACAGUCCAGAUCAACCUCUCCAAUCUCGUGGGUCUAAUGGCAGACUCACCCUUGUGGGAAGCAGUUAGGAGUCAACGCUCUGCCACAGGAAACACCAUCGGCGGCGUUGUGUUGAUCCUAACACCCAGUCCGUUUCCACCACCACCACCACCGCCACCAACACCACCACCAUCAUCAUCACCACCACAAACGCCAAAAACAGUCGACCUUUGCCUUCUCUUAGUCGUACCUCUUGGUGCUCUGUUGCAGUUCGCGUCUACGACGGUUACUGGUCGAUUGCGAGAGCCCGCGAUUCACCAACUCACUAACCAAACCGAUGCUUCUGCAAAGUACCUGAGGCCGCUCAACGUGCACCAGCGCAAAGCCAUCCUCUCGGUCCUCAUGUCGAAGGACUACACCCUCAUUGAGGGCUUUCCUGGCUCCGGUGAGGUCUUUCUCUCUCCUGCUUUCACUACUUACAACUCGUCGAUAGAUGUGGCUAUCGUUCGCCAAACCCGCAAAACGGAGACGCUAGCUGCCCUUCUGCGUUGUCUCUGUCUGUUGCAGAAGAGGACCCUCCUCAUCUCGCACACCCACUCGGCUGUCGACAACGUCCUCCUCCGGCUCACCAAGGACUCGGAGGUCAGAUUCGUGCGGCUGGGUGCCCCUGACAAGGUCAAUCCACUCCUGCGGCCGUACAACUUGGAGAGCCGUCUCUCUGAGACGAUUUCUUCCGUCUCUGGUGCUGGGUCCGUCGCCUCGGAGUGCUCGCGUGUUGUCGCCUUCCUCGAAACCACCAUGUCAGAGGCGGUAAGUUCCACUCGUUGCCUUCAAAGGGCUCUGGCAUCCGUCCGAGCUGGAACUUUUGUUGGUCUCGAGCCAGCAUCCUCAGAUCUCGAGGCUGUAGAUUCAACGAUUGCCGUGGAUAUCCAGAGAGCACAGCUGACGUUUGCUUGGCUGGCUCUGACCAAUUUCCAACUUGGAGACGCACAUUGUGGAUACAUUGAAGGCACAUACUGGGGCGUCUUAGACAAGACACGUUCGAUAGCUAAGUCGCGACUUCUGAAGCUGGUAGUCGGCAGCACAGCGCUGGCUGCUGGAGGCGCUACCAGCCACAGACACCCAGCUCUAGCCAGACUCCGAUUUGACGUUGUGGUGGUGGACGAGGCCACCCAACUCUCCCUACCAACCGUUAUCGGUGGCCUCUUGUGCUUGGACGAAAAUUCGGGCCAGUUUGUUCUCAUCGGUGACCCCAAUCAGCUGCCGCCUUUGGUGCGGUCCAAUGCUGCCAGAAGUGGAGGAUUUGCAACCAGUCUGUUUUCCCUCUUGACUCCCAUUGUGGAGCGAAACGAGGCCACUCAGCUGCCCGAGGAGUCAGUUUCACUGGGGAGUUGCCGUGUACAGCUGAGAUCACAGUAUCGCAUGAACUCGCGUAUCCUACACCUAGCCAACAACCUGUUUUACGACGGUCAAAUGGAAUGCGCAUCCGACGGUGUUGCCACCGCCACCCUCCAUCUGCCCCCAACUACCUCUGAGUCCAAAGCAUGGCUCAAUCCGGUACUCUCGUCAGAACUCGGCGAUUCUGUCGUUUUCCUGGACACUCAGGCUGCCUGCAAUCCGGACAAGGCAGUUUCGCGUGGCAACGUGAACGUCCAGGAAGUUGACCUGGUCGUCGAAAUCGUCGCGCGUUUGACCCAGGUGAGCAAGGACUGUCUCCUUACUUCGGUAGCCGGGACGCGCAUUGGCCACGGACACUGUGUCCGACAUUGGCGCACUCUUUCAGUGUCUCCCGGGGAUAUUGGCGUGAUAGCCCCCUAUCGGGCACAGGUGGAGUCCAUCCAGCACCGUUUGAGGCAGCACCACGGCGGGCGGUCGGCGUUCGAGGUGAACACGGUGGAUCAGUAUCAGGGCAGAGACAAGUCUGUGAUCAUUGUCUCCUUCACCAACUGCUUGCAUUCCAGCUCCAUGGAUCACCAGGAAGCCGAGGCGGAAUCGGACGGUACUUCGAGUGGCAGAAGGACAUCGUCUCUGCUCAACGAACGGCCACGUCUCAAUGUGGCCCUGACACGUGCCAAGCAAAAGUUGAUUCUGAUUGGUUGUGCGGGCCACUCAAGGACAUUUCCAGCGCGUCAUAUAAGUGUGCUUGAAGAAAUGCUCACAGUUUUCCUUAAACUGGUCAAUGCAACCAUCACCACCACCACCUCCUCUUCCACCACCUCCACCAAUAUCACCACCAUCAUCAUCAUCACCCCCACCAUCUCCUCCUCCACCGCCACCACCACACCCUCCACUACCACCAUCUCUUCCUUCACCACCACCAUCACCUCCUCCAUUACCUCCUCCACCACCGCCGCCACCACUGCCACAGCCACCGUCUCAACCAAUCCGGUUACGACACCUUAA
Molecule: messenger RNA, 5238 nt
Organism: Mesocestoides corti
Lineage: Eukaryota; Metazoa; Platyhelminthes; Cestoda; Cyclophyllidea; Mesocestoididae
Source: the annotation of a GenBank genome assembly